AGAGUUGGAAUUGUAGUUGGAGCUGUGUUUGAUCAUGAAUCUAAAUUGAAAUUGUUUUUAAAGUUUUGUGAGAGAAUUAUAAGUGAAACAAGUUUUGUAUUUGAAAUUUUCAUUGUCAAACAUUAUUGUUUUGUGAAAUAGUUUUUCGAAAAGAAUGAAAAAAAUAAUCAAUGUUUUUACUUAGUCUACCUUGUAGUUUUUCCCAAAAAUUUCAGCUGAAAAACAACCAAUUUUUCUUUUUCCCUUUUUAAGAAAGAGAUCAGCUGAAAAUAGAAUUUUAGCAGAGAAAAAAGGGAGCUUUAUUAAUGGAGGAAGAAAAAGAGUUGAAGAAGAACAUUCCAGUAUUGCCAUGGAUGAGAAAUCCAGUUGAUAUUACUACUUUUGAUCAAUGUUCUCUUGAUCUUGUGCCUUUUAUUGAUCCCAGGUUAGUGGUGGCUUUGAAGAAUAUGAGCAUCACUUCACUCUUUCCCGUGCAGCUUUCUGUCUGGCAAGAGACUAUUGGACCUGGUUCUUUUGAACGAGAUCUUUGCAUAAAUUCACCUACAGGGAGCGGGAAAACUCUUGCUUAUGCAUUACCAAUUGUUCAAAUGCUGUCUAAACGUGCUGUAAAAUGUCUUCGCGCACUAGUGGUCUUGCCAACUAGAGACCUGGCUUUGCAGGUCAAAGAGGUCUUCUCUGCUCUUGCACCUGCAGUAGGUUUGUCGGUCGGCUUGGCUGUAGGUCAGUCAUCAAUUUCGGAUGAAAUCUCUGAGCUCAUCAAGAAACCCAAUGUUGAGUAUGGCAUAUGUUAUGAUCCUGAAGAAUUCUCAUACGAGUUACAAAGCGCAGUAGACAUAUUAGUGGCAACUCCUGGAAGACUGAUGGACCACAUCAAUAACACUUAUGGUUUUACCCUUGAGCAUCUAUGUUAUCUUGUUGUCGACGAAACAGAUAGGUUAUUAAGGGAAGCUUAUCAGUCUUGGCUUCCUACCGUCAUUCAGUUGACCAGCUCUUCUGUUGACGGGAACUUCCCUUCUGCUGAUGAUCUUCUUCCUUUCACUUAUGGUUCAUUGAAGACAAUCAGAAGAGUGGGCACAGAAAGAGGGUUCAAGGGAAAAGCCUAUCCAAGGCUUGCAAAGAUUGUUUUAUCCGCCACACUAACACAAGACCCAAGUAAACUUGCUCAGCUUGAUUUACAUCAUCCUCUUCUUCUAACGACUGGAGAAAGACGUUACAGGCUUCCUGAAGAACUCAAAUCAUUUAAAGUGCUAUGUCAAUCGAAGCUUAAGCCAAUUUAUCUUGUUUCCCUUCUUCAAAAUCUGCAAGGGGAGAAAUCAAUUGUUUUCACAUCAUCUGUGGAGUCCACUCAUAGAUUAUGCACCUUGCUAAAGUUUUUCGACAAUUUGCAAAUUGAGUUCAAGGAGUAUUCUCGUCUUCAACGUCAAUCUGUAAGAAGCAAGACGUUGAGGGCUUUCCGGUCAGGGCAAGUGCAAGUGCUUAUUUCCUCUGAUGCUAUGACUCGUGGAAUGGAUGUUGAAGGAGUGAGAAAUGUCAUAAACUAUGAUAUGCCUGCAUAUAUAAAAACAUAUAUUCAUCGGGCAGGUCGAACUGCAAGAGCGGGCCUAAGUGGAUGUUGCUUUACCUUAAUGCAUAAAGAUGAGAUUAAGCGCUUCAAGAAGAUGCUGCAAAAAGCUGACUCUAACUCUUGCCCCACCUAUUCUGUUUCUUCUGAAGUGAUAGAGUCACUCCGCCCUAUGUACACCUCAGCUUUGGACAAACUUAGAGAGAAUGUUGAAUCAGAGAAGUUUAAGAAAAGCAAGAUUAGAUUGAAGUCUUCAAAUGUGAGAAAGGAGAAGUGAAAAGCUGUCCGUGGUGAUAACUUCCAUUUUCCUAGACAGUGUAGUACUCAAUCGCCAACCAGUUUAUGAUUAUUCCAUGGAACAACAGGUAUGGGAAUGCCUGUAAAGAUGAGAGGGUAACUCCAGAGAGUCGAGAGGAUGAUACCAAAAGGAGGAAUAAGGACACGGGGGUUAUGGUGCUGAUGUCUCGUGAACCAGACAACGGCACCAAGGAAAGAGGAAUCUGGCCGGGGAGUCGAAAUCGGGGAAAGAGAAGGAGGAGAAGGGAUUUUAACCUUAAUAAUGCAAGAUUUUAGCAGAUUAACAAAAAUAAUAUAAAGUUUUAAACAAUAUCAAAAACAGACCAAACUCAUUUGCCAGUAAUGUUUUUGACAUUUGCUUCUGAAAAAUGACUGAUCAGGAUAUAUUUAUCUUUCCAAAAAUGAUAAAUAAUUAUAUGAAUAUCAAUUUUGUCAGAAAAAAUUCUCAAAUUUGUGGUAAAAAAGGAAAACAUUCUGAUUAUCGCUGUUGUUGCUAGUUAUGGAGAUGAAAGCUAUGUGAUUCUGCUAGCUGUGUUUUUUUUUUUUCCUGUAGAUAGUGUAGAUAGGUGAAGAUGAAAGGUAAGAAAAAAAAGCAAAAUGUGCUAAGAAUGGUGGUGGAAGUGGAAUGAAUCCACUAGUGCAAAUUAACAAUGGAAAUAUGUAAUAAUAUAGAUGUUGUGUGAUUCGAGUGCGACUUAAAUGAAACAAGAUUACGGGACAGGUAAUAAACACAACUUGGAAAACAAAAUGUAACUCAGGAAUCAGGAUUAUGUAAAGUUUUAUUAACGGCGCUAAAAGAAGCGAUACUCUCCGUCUAGAGAAAUUUUUAGCUGGAUGGUAAAACGUUACAACAGAGUAUGUUUAUGCAUGGUAAUUUUCACAAACACUGUAUUAUAUAAAUUAAAAAUUCAGAGGGUGAAUUCCUGAUAGCAAGGAAACAGAGGUCGGAGCAGAGAGGAAAGAAGGAACUUUUUAUGGAAGGAAGAAUAAGCCUCAAAAGGGGUAGACUUGGUGUGUGUGUGGGGUGGGGGUUGGGGGAAGGAGGAUACAGAAGCGGAGAAAAACUAAAGAUCCUAGGGUACUAGACUAACCGAGGAAAAAUACAGAGGGGGUUUCUUGCGGUUUGGAGGAAGGCACCAGUUUGAACAAUAGGAAGAACUGCUGGGCACAAGAUUAGUAAGCGUUAUGUUCUACGAAAGGGGAGCAAUAGCGUUUUUCAAUGUUAAGUUGCUCAAUUGUUUGUUUUAGUAUGAAUGCUACUUCUCCCAUUUUGUUGUGAUUAGAUGUAUUUAAAUUCACUGUGCCGUAUUGUGUUCUCGUACGCUUGUGUUGCCCGUCCUUAAUGCCUGUUUUGUAGAAUAACAUAUAUUAUCGAUAUAUAAAAAGAAACAGAAAACGAAUGUACAUAACAAUUUCAUAGCCGUACUGAAGCAACUUUGGUAAUAUUUACAGAAAAUUGCAUGAUAGUCCGGAGGAGGAAUUUUCAUCAUCCCACAGAGGUUACAUAGAGGCAAUAUUUAUCUAGUCUCAGCAAAGCUUGGACUCCGUCCAAAGCUUCUCGGACUUUCUUACUAAGAACGAGAGAAAAUUUGCUGAAAGAAAAUAACAAGGAAUCAGUAGACAGUAGACAGUAGACAGUAGACUGUAGACUGUAGACUGGUCAAGAAAUUGAAAAUUUUAAAGCGCUCUUAGCAAGCUUAAGUUAUAGAUACUUUAGCUGCCAAAUACAGAAAACGACCUCUGAACUUCUUUGA
Messenger RNA from Capsicum annuum, 3612 nucleotides. RefSeq names its product DEAD-box ATP-dependent RNA helicase 1. Gene Ontology annotation, molecular function: nucleic acid binding; ATP binding. The transcript is spliced from 11 exons. The record is from RefSeq and is a predicted model, not a curated record. Gene Ontology annotation, cellular component: nucleus. Lineage: Eukaryota; Viridiplantae; Streptophyta; Magnoliopsida; Solanales; Solanaceae. The coding region runs from base 306 to 1838 and encodes 510 amino acids.